This is a messenger RNA of Synchytrium microbalum, 1461 nucleotides long. RefSeq lists its product as uncharacterized. The record is from RefSeq and is a predicted model, not a curated record. The coding region runs from base 1 to 1461 and encodes 486 amino acids. Gene Ontology annotation, molecular function: histone deacetylase activity. Lineage: Eukaryota; Fungi; Chytridiomycota; Chytridiomycetes; Synchytriales; Synchytriaceae. The transcript is spliced from 3 exons.
AUGAUGCAGUUCCCACCAGCAGACACCACAAGCACGAGUGCCGCCACGUCCUCACUCACAAUGGCUUCCCAUUCAAAAGAUCGCAUAUCCUACUACUACUCGCCUGGCGUCGGCGAAUACCAUUAUGGAGAAGGACAUCCAAUGAAACCACCGCGACUCGCUCUCACACAUAAUCUCAUUCUCGCUUAUGGCCUCACAAGAAAAAUGGACGUGUUUAAACCCAGAAAGGCAGAGGAUGUCGAGAUUACAGAGUUUCAUGCCGAAGAUUAUGUCGAAUUCUUGAAAAGAGUCACCCCAGACAAUGUAAACAACUUUCAGAAGUUCCUGACUAGAUUCAAUGUCGGUGUGGAAGACUGUCCCGUAUUUGAUGGAAUGUAUGAUUUCUGUCGUCUGUAUUCAGGAGGAUCCAUAGCUGCUGCUCGAAGACUCGUCACUGAAAAGACAGACAUUGCCAUAAAUUGGUCGGGUGGGCUGCAUCAUGCUAAAAAGUUUGAGGCUUCUGGAUUCUGUUAUAUAAAUGAUAUCGUGCUUGCUAUAUUAGAGUUGUUGAGGUUUUAUCCGAGAGUAUUAUAUGUAGACAUCGAUGUACAUCACGGUGAUGGUGUACAAGAAGCCUUCUACCAAACAGACCGAGUCAUGACCGUAUCCCUGCACCGCUACGAUGGCCUCUUUUUCCCAGGAACAGGAUCUCUAGACGAAAUUGGUUCAAAAGCAGGCAAAAACUAUUCCAUAAACGUGCCCCUCCAAGAACACAUUGACGACGAUGCCUACUUUUACGUCUUCAAGCACGUAAUGCAGAACGUCAUGGACACAUACCGCCCAUCCGCAAUAGUGCUACAAUGUGGCGCCGACUCGCUCGCAUCUGAUCGUCUAGGCUGUUUUAAUCUGAGUAUCAAAGGGCAUGGCAACUGUGUUAAAUUCAUGAAGGGGUUCAAGGUGCCCAUGAUGGUAUUAGGUGGUGGUGGAUAUACUAUACGGAACGUAUCUAGAUGCUGGACGUACGAGACCGGUAUUCUGACUGACACGGAACUCCCCAAUGAAAUACCAAAGACUACCGACUAUUACUCGCACUAUGCACCAGACUACAAGCUCCACCCGCCUAUAGUCGACAACCACGCAAACAAUAACAAUACACGGCAGUACCUCGACAACGUCCGCUAUCAAAUAGCCCAGUACCUGAAGUACGUCGGCGGGGCACCGAGUGUGCAAAUGCAGGAAAUACCACCGGGUCUAACAGGUUUCCAGGAAUAUAACGAUUGGGAUCGAGUGCCGGAUCAGAUUGAAGACUCGAGACCUGAUGUGCGUGUAGAUGGGUUAAGUGGACGUGCUACUAUGGAGCAGGUCGCUGACGCUAAUUCGUCGAGGAGGGCGAGAGAGGUGGUCGAGUUUGAUGAGAGGGAGUAUUAUGAUGAGAGUGGGGAUGUGGAUCGCGAUGGUGGGGUUGAUAUAAUGGGGACGUAA